AUGUCGAAUGACAGUCAAAUCGCCCACUUUUUCAAAAACCAAACAAUUUUCCUAGCAACCGGCCUUAUUGGUAAACUUCUUGUGGAAAAACUGCUCCGAACAAGUUUUGACUUGAAAAAGAUUUACAUUUUGAUGCGUGCCAAACAUGGCAAAAAUCCGCAGCAACGUUUCGACGACUUCUUCGAUAAUCCAUGUUUUGAGAACAUUAACCGGAAGGACUUCAUAAGUAAGGUUUCGUUUAUUGGUGGCGACUGCAAGAAACCUGAUCUAGGACUAGAACCUGAAGAUGUCGAUAUUUUGAAAAACGAAACCACGUGUGUUUUCCACAUUGCUGCCAACGUCAAUUUUCAGCAGACGAUAAAAGAAUCUAGUUAUAAUGUCAAAGCCACCAAAGAAAUGAUAACGUUGACUGGAAAGAUGGAAAUGUUGAAAAUUUUUGUCUACGUGUUUACAGCCUACUCCAAUUGCUUAAAUAGUCACAUUCGUGACGAAAUUUAUCAACCACCCAUAAAAGCACAAGCAUUUCUCGAUUUAGUUGACUCUUGUGCAGUUACAAAUGUUUUCUACGUUGUUUCGAAAUGUUUAUCAGAAGAUUUAAUUAAAAGCUUAGCCAUCGGGAUAUCAACAGCGAUCAUUCGGCCAGCAAUUGUUACGAAUACCAUCGAAGAACCCAUUCCAGGAUAUAUUGACAAUUACCACGGUUUCAGUGGUCUUGUGGUUGGGGGUUACAUGGGUCUAAUCCAGACUUUGUAUGUAAAAAAAGAAGUUCAAAUGAAUUUGGUUCCGGCAGACGUUGUUUGUAAUUGUAUUUUGGCAGCAGCGUGGCAUACUGCCAACUGCAAAACUUUGACUGUGUUUAACUGUGUUGGCAAAAAAAUAUCUUAA
This is a messenger RNA of Zophobas morio, 885 nucleotides long. RefSeq names its product fatty acyl-CoA reductase 1-like. The coding region runs from base 1 to 885 and encodes 294 amino acids. Gene Ontology annotation, molecular function: alcohol-forming very long-chain fatty acyl-CoA reductase (NADP+) activity. The record is from RefSeq and is a predicted model, not a curated record. Gene Ontology annotation, cellular component: peroxisome. Gene Ontology annotation, biological process: long-chain fatty-acyl-CoA metabolic process. The transcript is spliced from 5 exons. Lineage: Eukaryota; Metazoa; Arthropoda; Insecta; Coleoptera; Tenebrionidae.